AUGGAUGACUUCACAUCGAGGUUUAGAGCAGUCGAGACAGACCAGAAGCUCGAGAGCCAUGGCUAUGGUAGCAGAGACAUCACCACCCGGAUGCACACCACCCAGAUGCAGCGGCAUGCGGGGACAGAUCUGCCCCGACCGAGCGGGGUCACCCCAUCGAGUUCACCGUGGAACGAGGGCAGUGAUGCGAGGGAUAAAGCUUCGUCUUCAUCAUGGUCGUGGGGUCUCAGCGACGCCGAAUCUAAGAGGCGAAAAAGAGUGGUUAGGUACAAGGCAUAUGGCGCAGAGGGGAAGAUCAAGGCUUCGAUAAGGGGCAGCCUUCGAUGGAUCAAGAACAAGUACUCCGAGCUCGUGCAUGGUUGCUAG
Molecule: messenger RNA, 366 nt
Organism: Eucalyptus grandis
Lineage: Eukaryota; Viridiplantae; Streptophyta; Magnoliopsida; Myrtales; Myrtaceae
Exons: 1
Coding region: 1-366 (121 amino acids)
Source: RefSeq, a predicted model, not a curated record